CCACGUUACAAAUAUGUUUUCGGUAAAUUUCCAUUGCACAGGAACCUAUAAAUGCUCGCGCACUUAACAGCUUUAUUUUCGCAGGAGAACAGGACAAUGGCUGUGUCAAAACUCGAGAAAUCAGUGUUGCUGGAGAAAGAUGAGACGCUGCAGCUCACCGCAGUUCGCCUAUACCAUUCCCAACGGGAGGUGGCUCGAUACCUUGAACUAGGCUACCUGAAUUUGGUCGACCAUCCUGAUAUUGCAAAAGAGGUUCGUUUAACAGCUCACGAUGCUCGAGCACAGCAUUUGAUGACGUCAGGCUUAAUGAAGAAGUUUACCAUGACGUCAAAACAUGUUGUUCAAACGUUGUUGCCAAUGAUUCGUGACGGCGUCGAACUUGGUGACGUUGACAUAGUCAGGGAAACAUUUGGGCAAAUACUCGAUCAUGCCGAGGAUAUGAAAACAGAAUCUGAAAAGACAAAAGCAAGUUAUUAUGAGAUACAAGGAAAGGUUCAGGCAAAUCUUGGAGAUGUUGACAAACGAAAUACAACAGUGAAGAAAACUAACGAGCAAAAGAAGAUAGAAAGGGAGAUGGAAGAAAAAAGGCAACAGCAGGCGAAUGAAAAUGCUGAGAAGUUGAAGGUAGAGUUGGCAAAAGCUGAUAAGGAGCUGGAAGAACUUCGAUCAAGAAGGAAAGUCAUGGGCGAAGAAAUUGAAAAGGACAUAAAAGCCUUGGACUUAGAAGACGGACCAACAUUCAUAGACGAUGUGAUGGGAUCUUUUACUCUUGGAGGCGUCCCAGAAACCGCAAAAACGAUCGUGAAUGCUACUGUGGGACUCAUAUCAGGCUAUCUUGAAGACAGGAGGAGGCAAAGUCAGAUAAAGUUGAAAAGAAAACAGUAUAAGCUACUGAAUACUGAGGACAGGGCGAGGAACGAGCAACAAGUAAAACUCAGAAUUGAAGAAGACACACAACGUACAGAAGCGCUAGAAAGACAUGCCAUGAUCGAAAAACUUAAUAGAGAUAUAACAGUUGGCCUUGGUGACGUGCAUAACCUUAAGGAAGCGGCAACCCACUUGGGUGAUGUGGACAAGCUUUUUACAAAGAUUAUUAGGUUUUGGGAAGAUAUGGCAGCGGCAACAAAGUACCUGAAAGAUGACACAAAAGCCGGAGAAGUUUACCUUAAAAAGAUAGAGGACGAACGGUACCAGACACGUUUUCUGAAGUCCGUAGAAAGAGCUGAACAGAACUGGGGUUUUUUCGGGAAACUUUGCGGCGCGUAUGUUGUGGAGACUGACAGGGAGAUAGAUUUCCUGUACGAGUAUCUGUCAAAACCACUUGACCACUUGUCUGCUGAAGAAAGAAAAAACAGAAAGCAAGCUGUAUUAAGUGAGCUAAAGAAAGAGAUCGACCAGGUUUACCCUCAGAUUGAAGACAUUACCGACGAAAAAGACGCAUAAAUGAUGCAAAUACUGAACUAUUGAAUCAUUGAAGGCUACAAGAUGACAAUUCAGUAAAAACAUAUGAAAAAAGUCAUAACGGAGAUGAAACACAUAAAACAAUAUUUGUAUGAGAUGAUAUAUUUAUCGAGCAGAUUUCGUGUCUUUUUGAUAUAAAAAUAGUAUAAAUUUAUAUUUCAGUUUACAUAAUAUUUUAUGUUUCUAAUUUAUGCUUUUAAAUUGCAUAUUCUAUGUAAAAUUCAGUUAACAUAACAUGAUCAAUAUUAAGUGAAUAUUAAAAUCACUUGACAAAUUAACUCAAAUCAAGAUGUUAAUUAAAAUGUUUUAGUGGAUUCACAUCUGUUUUUGCGCCCAAAACAUAUAAACAAUAAUAUUCAAUUUCAUUUUUUUUAUCAAUUGAAACAAUAUUUAUCUCUUAACUUGUUCUAAAAAUUCAUCGUUGCUGUUUAUGUAUAAUGGGAAUAUAUUAUAUAGACACUUGUUGGCUGUAGUGUUGUCUAGAUGUGUUGAUGGUAGUAAUUGUCGUAGGUUCGGAGGAUUUAUAUGUUAAAAAUAUAGCAUUACUCUGCUCUCGGUGUAUUGUUUUGUUAUUUGGAUUGUUUUGCCAUCUUUAUGUGUAACCUCACUUUGGUCUUAUAGAUACCAACAUACUUCACACCACGAUGCAAUUUUGCUGCUUUUGGAAUCAAUGUUUUUUUCUUGUUAAAAGUAUCAUCCUUUUCAUUAACUUUAAAUCAGGAGUGAUGUAGAUGGGACAAAGCUUUGUUUUGCUUCUUUCUUGAUCUUAUGGUGUUAAAUCAUCUGAAACUAUGAAUACAGGGUUAAGAGGCUAUUGACAAAAUUUUACUGUGAUUGGAAUAAGAAAAAAUAUGCAUAUAAGGGUCAAGACCAGACAAGUGAAUCUUUUCAAAGGACUCUGCUUAAUAUCGUCAGUUAAGUUAGUAAUAACAAACAUGCUUUGACGUUCGGCAAACAUAUGUGGAUAUGUACUUUUGGGGUGAGAAAUGAUGUAUCAUGAUCGAGUUACUUUAUCGCAAGAUCAUGAAGUGAUAGAGGUUUCGAUAAACUUAAAACCCUCGUUUCUGCUCAAUAGUUUGAGUUCAGAAAAAGUUGUUGUGAUAAACAUGGUAGACGUUGAUUUAAAGUCAUUUUAAUCAAGGUCGGUUUCACAUUGAAUAUUUAAGAAUGAUGCAAAAUGAUAAAAAUGUGUAUACACCAGGCUGAUUUAGAUACAGUUUUUGUUGAUAAGAAUGAAUGAAUAUAAGAUAAUUACUUGUAUGAGGAUAUCGAAAACUGAAAUUGGCCUAAUUUCCUGAUGGCACAACCUAUGUUUUUAUUAAUGUUUUUUUUAUAAUUGAGCUUGUCCCUGUAGUCUAAAUUACUUAUAACCUAGCUUUGUCGACUCGUGGUGUUUCUGGUUGAUGUAUUACAUUCUUUUACUGUCUCAUUAACCACUGUGUGUUUUAUUUACUUUUAGCCAUUUGUAUCUUGAUUAAUCAUUAUGGUAUCUAUAACUCUGUGUGCCUUAUGUUAAUGCAUGUACAAGAAACAUGUUGAUAACAUCAUUCGAUAAUAUCUUUUAUUGUUAGUAAACUAUGUUUAACUUUUAUUUUAUUUGGGCGGAAUAUAAUACUAUAUAUAUAUCGAC
Molecule: messenger RNA, 3091 nt
Organism: Mya arenaria
Lineage: Eukaryota; Metazoa; Mollusca; Bivalvia; Myida; Myidae
Product: myosin-9-like
Exons: 9
Coding region: 52-1443 (463 amino acids)
Source: RefSeq, a predicted model, not a curated record